Messenger RNA from Apis florea (little honeybee), 3154 nucleotides. Its product is annotated as serine/threonine-protein kinase OSR1. Gene Ontology annotation, biological process: protein phosphorylation. Gene Ontology annotation, cellular component: cytoplasm. NCBI's taxonomy places the organism in Eukaryota, Metazoa, Arthropoda, Insecta, Hymenoptera, Apidae. The record is from RefSeq and is a predicted model, not a curated record. Gene Ontology annotation, molecular function: protein serine/threonine kinase activity; ATP binding.
CUUACCAAUAAUAGCGUUUUGCUUCUUUGCACGCAAUGAAAACCACUAUGCACGCAUUUCUGAAAUAAAUAUUUGCUAUUUAAUAAAGAAAAAACAAAAAAUCUCCAACACUUAUAUAUAAUCUUCCAAAUUUGGCAAAAAGGUUCAAGAAUCAUCUGAAGGACUAAAUUAUAUACUACAAUAUUCUAUGAAUGAAAGCUUCUAUUCUAGAUUUUAGGAAGGGGCCAGGGGCGAUUGUCAGCACGGACCGCUAUCAAACAUAUACUCCACGCGGUGGCAUGUCGGUGUGUGGUAGGUACUUAUCCAAUUGACAGUGCCCCCGUCUGACAUAGUUCAGUCGUCGACGAACUGAAGAUGAUCUGACUGCGUUUCUACCAACAGUGAUGUUUUUGCGAUUCUAUUCUUCUGAUGAAUUACGUUCUUCUACCGUGUGCUUCUUCUAAUCAUAUAAACACAUCAUAUCAAAAAUAAAUAGUGAAGGGAAGAUUGAAAUAUUGACACAUAAAAAAUCGACAUAAUGAUUCCUGUAAACGUGUCCAGAGACAUCGUGUUUUGGUUUACUGGUCUAGUGAGAACAAACAACGCGGUCAAGGUUGAUCGUUGUCAGUGAACCAAUUCUUUUUCUGGCUAUCAAUAGACGAGCUGUGAAAUCGGUUGACCCGACAGCUUCCUUUUGGAAUAAACAUAUAUUCAACGUGAGGAGAAAUGCGAGUGAAUCAAUGCAAUUGACAUGGCAGCCGACUUGUAUGCGAAUGGAUCUGUGAAGUCAACGUCCGACAGUUUCAAAAUAUUUAAAAAAUAAAAAUCACCAUCUCGCAAGAAUGUAUAUAAUAAGAAUUGCGGGCAACAUGAGGCAACAUAAGACAGGCACGCUUGGCGCCGCGGCGCCUAUAUCUACAGAGGAGGAACGAUUGAAAUUUCAAGACAACAGGUUCUUAACGACAUUAGUUCUUGGUAGAAAUAGAAAAAUUUCACCAGAGAUUCUACCUUCCUGUUCACCGGGGAUAUUCCGACAAAAAUCAUUCCGCGCCUCAACUCCGCCGAAAAACGCGAAUAUACCUGCGGCAAAUAACCAUCGCGCAAGCGUCGAUACGAGAGGUCCACGUGAGCCUAAAACACCUAACAGUAGCACACGUUUAAAGAGCGGUGUGUUACUACUUGCGCGGGGCGCCCGAAAUACCAGCAAGCACGCACGUUUUGGUACAGCACUGGCGAACAAAAUGGCGUCCUCGAGCUCCACCACGGUUGUGCAGGGCUGGCCGAACACCAAGGACGACUAUGAGCUGAAAGAGGUUAUUGGCGUAGGUGCCACUGCUGUAGUACAUGCAGCAUUUUGCAUUCCACGGCAAGAAAAAUGUGCGAUCAAAAGAAUAAACUUAGAAAAAUGGAACACAAGCAUGGAUGAACUUUUGAAAGAAAUACAGGCAAUGUCCUCCUGCAAUCACGAAAAUGUAGUCACGUAUUAUACGUCAUUUGUCGUAAAAGAGGAGCUUUGGCUUGUUUUGAGGUUGCUAGAGGGUGGAUCUCUAUUGGACAUUAUCAAACACAAAACGAGAACUACAAAUUGUAAACAUGGAGUAUUUGAUGAAGCUACAAUAGCGACAGUCCUACGAGAAGUGCUUAAAGGCCUCGAAUAUUUUCACAGUAAUGGGCAAAUACAUAGGGACAUAAAAGCCGGUAAUAUCCUACUAGGAGAAGAUGGCACUGUACAGAUAGCUGACUUUGGUGUUAGUGCCUGGUUAGCAACUGGUCGAGAUUUGAGCAGACAGAAAGUUAGACAUACAUUUGUGGGCACACCUUGUUGGAUGGCACCUGAGGUCAUGGAGCAGGUGAGAGAGGACCAUGGUUAUGAUUUCAAAGCAGAUAUUUGGUCACUUGGCAUCACUGCCAUUGAGAUGGCUAGUGGCACUGCUCCAUAUCAUAAGUAUCCACCAAUGAAAGUGCUCAUGUUGACCUUACAAAAUGAUCCACCAACUUUAGAUACUGCUGCUGAUGAUAAAGAUCAAUAUAAAGCUUAUGGCAAAACAUUCCGAAAAAUGAUCGUCGAUUGUUUGCAAAAAGAUCCGACAAAAAGACCAACAGCAACGGAACUGCUGAAACAUCCAUUUUUCAAGAAAGCAAAAGAUAAAAAAUAUUUACAACAGACUUUGGUAGCUUGUGGUCCUAGUCUUGAAACUCGAGUGCAAAAGGCUUCGAAAAGACAACCUGGCACGUCGGGACGUUUACACAGAACAGUUACAGGAGAAUGGGUUUGGUCUUCAGAAGAAGAAGAUAGUGUGUCUAGUGGUGAUGAAAGUAAAGAGGCUUUGCCAGUUAAUACAAUUGAAAAUGUAUCUACUAGUGAUGAAGAGGAGGAAGAAUUUUUUGGACAAUUGAAAUCAGCACAAAGCCAUAUUGUUGUGCAGCAUGAACCAAGUAUUCCUAUAAAUUUGGUGUUGAGAUUACGUAACCAUAAGCGAGAGCUUAACGAUAUUAGAUUUGAAUUUGCUGUUGGAGUGGAUUCUGCCGAAGGAAUUGCAGCAGAAUUAGUUGGUGCAGGAUUGGUUGAUGGCAAAGAUAUCGUUGUGAUAGCAGCGAAUUUACAAAAACUCAUAGACAGUGCCGGCCAGUUACGAACAGUAACGUUUUCAUUGAAUUCUGGUCAUGCACCCAAUGAAGUACCAGAUGAUAAAGCAUUAAUAGGAUUUGCUCAAAUUUCCAUCACUGAUUAAAACAACAUAUAGAAAUUUUUGAAGUUUCACAGAAUAUUGUUAUUAGGAAUCAGUUCAGAGAAUGGAAAGUAUCAAAAGCUGAUCGAUUCUUUCGAUAUUUGAAAAUAAUUUUUAAAAAAUUAAUAAUUCAAAAUAAACAUUUUCUAUUGGUUUUUCUUUUUCAUAGCUUUUGCUACUUUCACUUUAUCAAAGUUUUAACAUAAAGCAAAAAGAAUACAAAAUAUAGAUAUUGAAUAGAAUUCAUUUACGAAUGAACUGCUUGAAUGUAUAUUCAAAGCUGCAUACAGAUAAGAGUUUUUAAAAAAAAAAAUCGUUUGAAGAUCUUUAUUGCUGAAUAGAAAAUAGAAUCAUUAUAAAAGUUGAUAUUAAUAGACAAGAAAACUGACCGAAAUUAAUCAGAGUUAUUUGUAAACUCUGUUAGUUAUUCAAUUCUGAACUCUUAU